UACUAAUGUUUGGUUUAACUUGCCGCCCAGCAGCAAGAUCGCAUGUACAUGACAUUAAUAUCAUCUUCGUCAAUACUAAGCUAGCUAGAGCAGUUUUGAGUACUACUCCUAGUCCUAUAAGAAUAAGAUACACAUGCAGUUGCACAUGCAGUUGAGUUCGUUGCAUCUGUAGAAAGGGAGAGAGAGCAUUAUACUGAGCACCGAGGGAAUAAGGAAGGAAUGAUGGCCAUGGAAGAGCAGCCCAUGCUCCUGUCCGCCAACCCAAUGGCCGUCCUGGCGCUUGUCGCGGUCGUCACCCUUGUUGCCUUGAAUCUCUUGAUCUCCUCACGGCGCCAGGCCCGGCUCCCCCCGAGCCCGACUAGCCUCCCGGUGAUCGGGCACCUCCACCUGCUUCGGCCGCCGGUGCACCGCACCUUCCACGAGCUCGCCGCCCGGCUCGGCCCCCUGAUGCACAUCCGCCUCGGCUCCACGCACUGCGUCGUCGCCAGCACUGCCGACGUCGCCAGCGAGCUCAUCCGCAGCCACGAGGCCACCAUCUCGGAGCGCCCGCUCACGGCGGUGGCCCGGCAGUUCGCCUACGACUCGGCCGGUUUCGCCUUCGCGCCCUACAACACGCACUGGCGCUUCAUGAAGCGCCUCUGCAUGUCCGAGCUGCUUGGCCCGCGCACCGUGGAGCUGCUGCGCCCCGUCCGCCGCGCCGGCACGGUGUCGAUGCUGCGCGCCGUGCUGGAGUCGUCGGAGCGUGGCGAGGCGGUGGACCUCACACGCGAGCUCAUCCGGCUGUCCAACACGUCCAUCAUCCGGAUGGUGGCGAGCACCGCGCCGGGGAGCGUCACCGAGGAGGCGCAGGAGCUGGUGAAGGCGGUGGCGGAGCUGGUGGGCGCCUUCAACGUGGACGACUACAUCGCCGUGUGCCGCGGCUGGGACAUCCAGGGCCUCGGCAAGAGAGCCGCCGACGUCCACCGGCGCUUCGACGCGCUGCUGGAGGAGAUGAUCAGGCACAAGGAGGAAGCCAGGGAGGCGUUCCGCCUCAGACGGGACGGCGAAGAGCCUGGCAUUGGCAGCAAGCAGGACAAGAAGAAGGAGGCGGUGCACAAGGACCUGCUGGACAUCCUGCUGGACAAGGCGGAGGACGAGGCGGCGGAGGUGAAGCUCACCAGGGACAACGUCAAAGCCUUCAUCAUCGAUGUGGUGACCGCUGGGUCCGACACGUCGGCGGCCAUGGUUGAGUGGAUGCUGGCGGAGCUGAUGAACCACCCGGAGGCCCUGCGCAUGGUGCGGGAGGAGAUCGACAGCGUGGUCGGCGGGGGCAGGAUCGCCGGCGAGGCCGACCUCCCGAGGCUCCCGUACCUGCAGGCGGCGUACAAGGAGACGCUGCGGCUGCACCCGGCGGCGCCCAUCGCGCACCGGCAGUCGACGGGCGAGAUGGUCAUCCGUGGGUUCACGGUGCCGCCGCAGACGGCGGUGUUCAUCAACCUUUGGGCCAUCGGCCGCGACCCGGCCUUCUGGGAGGAGCCCCUGGCGUUCAGGCCGGAGCGGUUCAUGCCCGGCGGCGCCGCCGGGGGGCUGGAGCCCCGCGGGCAGCACUUUCAGUUCAUGCCCUUCGGGAGCGGCCGUCGGGGCUGCCCCGGCAUGGGGCUCGCGCUGCAGUCCGUGCCGGCGGUGCUGGCGGCGCUAGUGCAGUGCUUCGACUGGGCUGCUGCGGACGCCGGCGAUAGCAACAAGGCAGUGAUGAUAGACAUGAAGGAGUCGGACGGGCUGGUGUGCGCUCGCAAGCAGCCGCUCCUGCUCCGCCCCACCGCUCGCCUCAGCCCCUUCCCGGCCGUCGUCUAGCUCCAACCGUUCAUGCCGGUCUCUGUAAUAAUCCACCAAUCCAUACCAUGCACGCAUUGCCAACAUUAUAGCAUGCACCAUCAAACCAGGCAGUAUCGAGCGUGUUAUUUGUCCUUGUCAUUCCUGUGUCAAAUUGCCAUGAAGGAUUGCUACCUUGUUAAUUGGUACAAUAUUGUGACUCA
Messenger RNA from Phragmites australis (common reed), 2015 nucleotides. RefSeq names its product cytochrome P450 93G1-like. Gene Ontology annotation, molecular function: iron ion binding; heme binding; oxidoreductase activity, acting on paired donors, with incorporation or reduction of molecular oxygen, NAD(P)H as one donor, and incorporation of one atom of oxygen. Gene Ontology annotation, cellular component: membrane. The record is from RefSeq and is a predicted model, not a curated record. The transcript has 2 exons. NCBI's taxonomy places the organism in Eukaryota, Viridiplantae, Streptophyta, Magnoliopsida, Poales, Poaceae. The coding region runs from base 220 to 1833 and encodes 537 amino acids.